Molecule: messenger RNA, 2850 nt
Organism: Naumovozyma dairenensis CBS 421
Lineage: Eukaryota; Fungi; Ascomycota; Saccharomycetes; Saccharomycetales; Saccharomycetaceae
Exons: 1
Coding region: 1-2850 (949 amino acids)
Source: RefSeq, a predicted model, not a curated record
AUGAUAUCAAAAAAAUACUCACUGGUCAUAUCUUCAUUUCUACUGUGGAUAUCGGUACCAUUAUUUAAAUUCUCAAAUGCCCAGUCAACUAUAGCAUUUUGUAAUCCAUUUUUGAACCCAGGGACAUCUACAGGGUUCAAUGUAGGACUUUACUACUACAGUGAUCUUUCUUAUGGUUCCUCGUAUGACUAUACUAAAUUUGUCAGUAGUUCAUCCCUUUAUAUGUCUGGUGGUUCAUCAAAUACAAUUACUGGGGUUACAUCAUUAACGAUAAAGGUCUCACCAAGUAUAUUUACAGCGUAUAUGGCGACAGUGUACGGUAAGCUUAUUCUGGCAAAUGCCUUUGUUGCUGAAGCUACUGGUUAUUUUGUGCCUCCAACAACAGGUACUUAUACAUUUUCAUUAUCCAGUUCAGAUGAUGUUGUAGGGUUUUUUUUGGAUACUGAUAAAGCAUUCAAUUGUUGUGGUGAUGGAACAUCAGUCCCUGUCGCACCAACUACUCUACAACUUUUCCAACAGACGCCCACUACGACGGGAUCUGUAAAACUAACUUUAACACAAGGUGUUCCUUAUCCAAUUAAAUACGUUUACCUAAACCGUCAAGGGGAUGGUGCUUUCAAUCCAUCAUUUACUGAUCCAGCAGGUACGUCUCAUACUGAUUGGACUGGAUACAUCAUAACGGAUACUAAACUGGCUUCCCUGUGUCCUACCUAUCCCAAAUCAACUAGAUCAUCCCUGGUUCCAUGGACUGGGAUUUCUUCUCUAACGCUAUCAAGUUUUACAGAUGUGGUCGUCGGCACAAACACAGCAACCACAUUAGAAUAUGUUUACGUAAUUAGGACACCUUCUCCAUUUUCUCUCCCUACCCCAUAUACGACUGGUGCUACCUUUGGUACUUCUUUAGUCACUGAAAGUAUAUCGUUUUAUCGUACUACGGAUUCAUUAGGUCAUACAUUUACUGGUUCUACAAUGACAAUUCUUCCUGAUCCAAAUUAUGUUGCUCCCUUCUGUAAUCCUCCAAAAAAUGCAGUUGGGUCCGAUGGGUUCAACGUAAACUUCUAUUCCUAUACUGAUGCAAAUUAUGGUUCAAGUUACGAUUUUACCUAUUUCUUUACAAGUACUGAAUAUACUAAAGGUGGUUCAGCAGGUACCGCAUCCGGAGUCACUAGUCCUAAUUUUGCUGUUACUGGUAAUGCUCUUUUCCCUAGUGGUUCCGUUUAUGGUACUACCGUUAGAAGAACAAAUUUUGUUGCAGAGCUUUAUGGUUAUUUCGUUCCACCAACCUCAGGUACUUAUAGUUUCGUUGCUACUGGUGCAGAUGAUUUCGUUGCUUAUUUCUUUAGUGAUUCGACUUCCUUCACUUGUUGUGCGGGUGCUCAACCUUCAGCUUUCCAAGCAUCAAAUCUUCUAUUUACGGAAACAUAUACAGGUGCUCAAACAAAUAGUGCCAUUGUUAAUUUAAUUGCUGGUGUGCCCUAUCCUAUCGGUAUUAGAUAUUUGAAUCGUCAAGGUGAUGCUACAUUGAAUAUUGCUUUUAUUGAUCCAGCAGGUGUGACUCAUACUGAUUGGUCUGGUUAUAUUGCUCAAGCAAGUACUUUGAAUGCGUUAUGUCCUAAGAUUCCAGUUGUCACUAAGACGAGAUACACAACAUGGAGUGGUGCUUCUACUAUAACAUCUGCAACUUCUGAUAUUAUUGUUGGUAGUGACUGGCUUUCAACUGGUGAAAUUAUUUACGUUAUUAAGACACCAGCACCAUUCUCAUUACCUCCACCAUAUACUACAACUGUUACCAGCGGAACUCUAACGUAUUCCGGUAUUGUUUCAUAUUACCCAGUAAGUAGCACAAAUGGAUUAACUGCUACAGGUAGGACAACUUCAACAAUUCCACCACCAUUCACAUUACCACCGCCAUACACUACAACAUUUAGAAGUGGAACUCAAACAUAUUCUGGUGUCGUUUCCUAUUACCCAGUAAGUAGUACUAAUGGUUGGACAGCCACUGGUAGAACAACAUCAACAAUCCCCCCUAUCUUUUCGUUACCUCCCCCAUAUACAACCACUGUCACAAACCCAACAACUACAUAUUCGGCGGUGGUGUCAUAUUAUCCUGCAACUAGUGCUAAUGGUUGGACGGUUACAAGAACAACGACAUCUACAAUUCCACCACCAUUCUCACUACCUCCCCCAUAUACUACUACUGUUUCAAACCCAACCACUACGUAUUCAGCAGUGGUGUCAUAUUACCCAAUGAGUAGUUCUAAUGGAUUGACAGCCACUGGUAGAACAACAUCCACAAUUCCACCACCAUUCUCAUUACCUCCCCCAUAUACUACUACUGUUUCAAACCCAACCACUACGUAUUCAGCAGUGGUGUCAUAUUACCCAAUGAGUAGUUCUAAUGGAUUGACAGCCACUGGUAGAACAACAUCCACAAUUCCACCACCAUUCUCAUUACCUCCCCCAUAUACUACUACUGUCUUGAAGUCAAGCUCAACUGUUACAGAAUUAAUUUCAUUCUACGCUACUGAGGAUGCUGUAGGUAUGACUAUUACAGGUACAACUACUUCAACUAUAUUUGCAUCUACAACAACUGCGUCAUCAUCCAUAAGAGCAUCAUCUGAAGUGAAGGCAAGUUCGGAAAGUCAUACGAAUACAGCAUCAAAUAGUAAAUGUGUUUCAACUAUACCUACAACAAUUUACGGAUCAACGCAAUAUUCUACAAGGUAUUCUUAUGUUACUGUAGAUACUAUUACUAAGCCAAAGACAGUGUCGACAAUUGCCACGACGUAUUUAAUUACGGAUAAUGGAUCUGUCACUUACACAAAUCCUAUUACGAAGACUAACGUUUAG